Molecule: messenger RNA, 867 nt
Organism: Vicia faba (fava bean)
Lineage: Eukaryota; Viridiplantae; Streptophyta; Magnoliopsida; Fabales; Fabaceae
Source: the annotation of a GenBank genome assembly
AUGAUAUUCCUUCGUCGUCAUCUUCAUGAGGACCUUAAAAAUGAAUAUCUUACCAUAACUGAUCCAUAUGUUUUAUGGAAAAUUUUAAAAGAGAUAUAUGCUCAUAAAAAAUUGAUUAUUCUACCAAAAGCUCGUUAUGAUUGGAUGCAUUUACGUGUGCAAGAUUUUAAAAGUGUAAGUGAUUAUAAUUCUACAAUGUUUAGAAUAAUCUCUAAGAUGACAUUAUGUGGAGAAAAAGUAACUGAUGAAGAUAUGUUAGAAAAAACAUUCUCCACUUUUCAUGCAUCCAAUGUGCUUCUACAACAACAAUAUCGAUUAAAAGGGUUUAACAAAUACUCUGAUUUGAUAUCUUAUCUUCUUGUGGCUGAACAAAAUAAUGAGCUCUUGAUGAAAAACCAUGAGGCUCAUCCCGCAGGUACAUUUCCAUUCCCAAAAGUAAAUGUAGCAAGAAACACUCACUAUGUGCAAAAUCAUGGUCGUGGUCGUGCGUAUAAUUAUGCUCGUGGUCUUAAUUUUGAUCAAAUCCACAAUGGCAAUCAUAAGAAUGCAUCUUUUCACCAGAAGUUAAAAGAUACUAAAAAGAAUGGAAAAGGUGGUAAGAGUAGAAAAAAUAAAGAAAAUAUUUGCUAUCAUUGUGGGGGGAAAGUUCGUUGGGGUCGCACUUAUCGUACACCAAAAUACCUUGUUGAUCUUUAUAAAAAAUCGCUAAAAAGUACAAAUACAAGAAUUGAGACACAUUUUUCUAAUGAAGAUGGUGAUCCCGAUUAUGGAAAUAUGGAUGUUAGUCACUUAGAGAUUGGGGAUUUCUUUUCUAAUCUAGAUGGAAAAAUUGAUCACCUUAUUGGAGAUGGAACUGUCAAGAAAUAG